This is a messenger RNA of Malus domestica (apple), 1403 nucleotides long. NCBI's taxonomy places the organism in Eukaryota, Viridiplantae, Streptophyta, Magnoliopsida, Rosales, Rosaceae. The record is from RefSeq and is a predicted model, not a curated record.
UUUCUUUUAAUUUCUUGCUUAUCUUUUUAAUAAAUCCACUUCCAAGGUCAUACUUUUUCUGUUCUAGGGUUUCUUCUUGCCCAAAUCUUUCCAAAACCAAAUUUGAAUCUACAAAAUCUCGAGUUUUGACUAUCCUUUAGUUCUAGAUUCGUUACCCGGUUCUACGAUUCGGUGAAAAUGUGGUACUCUGACAAGUGUAUUGAUAAGAAACCCUAAUUUGGGUUUGCUCUAUUGCCCUAUUUCUUGAUUAGUGUUUCCAGAAUCAGAUCUUUACUGCAUUAGAGCCGUGCACAAGUUGAGGAUCAAGGGAAAUGGAGGAUGUAUAUAAAGAACUAGAUGACGUUAAAGCAGAGGUCGAGAGGCUUAAGGCUGAAGUCCGGGUUAAGAUGGAACUUUCCGAUGUUCUGAAGAAAGCCAACACUGAGCAGUCGAUCAAGUUUCAAGAAGCUAAGCGGGAGAAUGAGAAACAAGCUCAAGAACUAAAUGUCAAGCUUGACGAAAUUUCUCAAUUAAGGCAGGCUUCUAGAACCCUUCAGUCUUGUUUGCUUGAAAAAGAGUCGUCGCUUAGGCAUUUGACUUGUUUGCAUGAAAAACUUCGAGCUGAUAAUGAGAAGAAAUUGCAGAAAAUGGAAGAGGAAAAUAGAGAGUUAGUAUCCGCCUUAGAUGAAGCUACUGAGAGAAAAAAAGAGUUGGAGCAGAAUUUUGGUGCCAGUACUAAAGAGAUUGAGGGCCUUAAAAGACUCUUAUCGACUACAGAAAGGAAGUGUUUCGAGGCAGAUCAGAAGGCUCGAGAAACCAAAGAACUGAGACAGAGAGAUGACAUCAUAAUGGGGUUAGAGGAGGAAAAUAGAAAUGCUCAAGAUCAGUUGAAAUGGAAGAACGAACAGUUUAUACAUCUUGAAGAAGCACAUAGACGGCUCCAAGCUGAGUUCCAGUCGGGUAAAGAGGAGUGGGAGAGGGACAAAUCAGCACUGUUUGAAGAGAUCUCUUUGUUGCAGACAAGCUUGGAUUCCCAAACGAGAAUUCUUGAAGGUGUUCAAAAACUUUUGGAGAUGUGCAACCAAUCUUUAGCUCAUGAAGAAAGCAGGAGGAAGUUUUUGGAGGUUGAAGUGUCCGAAUUCAAAUCACGUUAUGAGAAUGUGUUUGCCCGGUGUGAAGAAGAAAGGUCAAAGUUUGAUAGCUUGGCUGUUCAAAGGGAUGAAGAGAUUGCUAAGCUAAGAAACUCACUGUCAACAAAAGAAGCACUCUCCAAAGAAACGGAAUUUAGAAUUGUUCACCUUGAGCAAGAGAAUCGGGAAUUGAGAAUCUGUAAAGGAACUGCAGGAAGCUCAAAUCAGAAAUUGUGCCCCAGCUGCUCUAACAAAGCUACGCAACAAGCUUAGGGGCUUGGAGCAGGUACAUAG